AUGAACUUUCAGAGGCCAACACUUCCGUGCUUGGCGCUCCGCCUUCCGCGCUCGGUGGGAAAUUAUCUGGAAGCGGAAAAUCUGGAGGUGAUGGCCACGAGGAUCGAGCAGAAGUCUCGCAAAGUCGAGACCUUGCUCAAACAAUUUAAGCAUGUCGAAGCUUUGAAGACAACGCUUAAGGGAUCGUUGACGAGCAUCAAGGAAGAGAGGUGUAAGUCGGCGAAUUGGAUCGUGGUGCAUCGGGCGAUGAUGGCGAUAAAGGAUGUGGAUGGGAUGUUCUCGACCUUGGAUCCGGAGUACUAUGACAUUCUCAUGAAGUAA
Messenger RNA from Asparagus officinalis (garden asparagus), 321 nucleotides. RefSeq names its product actin-related protein 2/3 complex subunit 5A-like. Gene Ontology annotation, biological process: Arp2/3 complex-mediated actin nucleation; regulation of actin filament polymerization. The transcript is spliced from 4 exons. Bases 1 to 321 code for a protein of 106 amino acids. NCBI's taxonomy places the organism in Eukaryota, Viridiplantae, Streptophyta, Magnoliopsida, Asparagales, Asparagaceae. The record is from RefSeq and is a predicted model, not a curated record. Gene Ontology annotation, cellular component: Arp2/3 protein complex; actin cytoskeleton; cytoplasm. Gene Ontology annotation, molecular function: actin filament binding.